Molecule: messenger RNA, 784 nt
Organism: Oppiella nova
Lineage: Eukaryota; Metazoa; Arthropoda; Arachnida; Sarcoptiformes; Oppiidae
Source: the annotation of a GenBank genome assembly
CAAAACAUUUCAACAAUAAUAUCAACUUUCGUUUGGUAUAUAAGAGACAGAAAAUCUUCCCAAUUUUCAUAACAAGCAUAACCUUAACAAAUAAUUAACUCUUUAAUUAAACAUUGGUUUAAAUUGAAUUUAAUUUCAAACAUGCGUUCAAUGAUUACUAUAUUGACUCUCCUAUUCGUUGUGUUCACUAUUGGUGACUUCAAGAAUGUUAACCAAAGAUAUGCAAAGACUAUACCGAAAGUGGCCGACAGUUUUAAAGCCACUUUUGUCAAUGAAUUUAAGCAAGGCCACAACGUGAGCACAUACCCCGAUAACUCAGCCAAUAACUGUUGGGUGUGCGACAGUCCCUGUGCUAUGAUCUACUGUUGCGAUGAUGGGUACCCCCAGUGCUGUAUUGUUGGCGGUUAUUGUGACUUCAAGAAUGUAAACCAGAAAUAUGCAAAGACUAUCCCCCGAGUCAGUCAACAAUUUAAAGGAACGUUUGCUGAGGACUUUAAACAGGGAAAGAAUUCAUCGGCUUUUGCCCUGAACUCUGCAAAUAACUGUUGGGUGUGCGACAGUCCCUGUGCUAUGAUCUACUGUUGCGAUGAUGGGUACCCCCAGUGCUGUAUUGUCGGCGGUUAUUGUGGCUGUUGUACGAACUAAACACUAAACACUAAACAUUCAUUUCAUACCAUUCUAUAUAUUUCAUUAAAUUUAUAAUGUUUUACAAUUUUAAUAUUUAUUACAAAAUAUUAUGUUCAAUCGUUUAAUAUAAUAAAAGUAUUUUAAAUAUAUAACGGAU